Messenger RNA from Alnus glutinosa, 489 nucleotides. RefSeq lists its product as uncharacterized. The record is from RefSeq and is a predicted model, not a curated record. Bases 1 to 489 code for a protein of 162 amino acids. Lineage: Eukaryota; Viridiplantae; Streptophyta; Magnoliopsida; Fagales; Betulaceae. The transcript has a single exon.
AUGUCUAACCAGAUUAUACUGCGCCCGCCACCGUCGAACCUCCGGCGAAAACCGCUCCUGACGAACCAAGCCACGUCGGGGAGCUCCCGGUUCGCCGAGGUCGCUGGCGGCACCACCGCGGAGUGCGCGGCCGUGUGCUGCUGCUGCCCCUGCGGGCUCGUGAACCUGCUGUACCUAGCCAUCUACAAGGUCCCGUCGAUCCUUUGCCGCCGCGCGCUGAGGAGGAACCGCAGGCAGCAGCUGCUCAAGAAGGGCCUGCUUCCGCCUCGGCGCCGCCGGUGCUCGUACGGGUGCGGGUGCGACGAGACCGAGAUACAGAUUCACCCCGUUGUGGCGGAGAACGGCUUGUCUCCGGAGAUUAAGCCCCCCCAAAAGGAGGAGUCGGAGAAGGAGGCUAUGGAGCUGGAGAAGGAGAUGUGGAAGACGUUCUUCAGUACUGGGUUUUGGAGAAGUACUUCCCAGAGGGAGUCCGAGUCCCCCCAACAGUAA